AUGUGGGCCUUAGGGCCUUCGAGAAAGCUCGAUCCAAAGACGUGCACCACGUGGGUCGUGCGAUACCGGCGCCGUCGGAAGAUCUGUCGUUGGUAUCGCGCCCCGCGGCGCUUUUUAUUCACACGGGAGGAAUACGACAUCGUCGCCGAAGGCGAAACCGGCGUCGAGGCUCGUGGGAACUCCACUCCAUCGUGCGGUUGCUCGAAUCGAAGCGUCGAGCAGGGAGACCGAUGGCCUUCCCACACCGCCCCCGCCUCUUCCUCCCCCUUCACUUCCUCGUUGUCCUGGUGGACGACGGCGAUGCCGCGCGGGGCCAUCCCCGCGUGGUAA
Messenger RNA from Phytomonas sp. Hart1, 330 nucleotides. Lineage: Eukaryota; Euglenozoa; Kinetoplastea; Trypanosomatida; Trypanosomatidae. The record is from the annotation of a GenBank genome assembly.